CGCGAGACGAGCUAAUAAUCUCCAACCACCAAAAAUCGAAUGUGUAUGGGCUGGCAAUGUGUUGUUUUUCUCAUAAAGCAACUACUCGCAGCGUGCAGCUGUUGGUUGUGUUCUGCGUCAACCUUCGAUGUAAAGAAUUUGGUUGGUUGGAUUUUUACUUUUAAAUAUAGGAGGCAAAUAAGAAUGGAUCACAUACAACGUAGGAUUGAUCCAAACAGGGUUCUGUGAAACACUUAAACAUGACGACAAAUAUUUUGCUUAUUUUAAAGCAAAUGUGACAUUUUCAUCUUUAUGCAUAAGUCAUUUAUGUUGAUGUGAAAGUCAAUUUGUAAGUUGAAUAAUGCAUCAGUGACAAUAGUAAGAGCUGUCAUUGAUAAGUGACAAUAGGAGGAGCCGUCACUGACAAGUGACAUUAGUGGGAGCCGUCAUUGACAAGUGACAUAAGGAGCCAUCACUUACAUGUGACAGUAGGAGUCGUCACUGGAGCCGUCACUGACAAGAGACAGGAGAAGGAACAGUCACUGACAAGUGACAGUAGGAGCCGUCACUGACAAGUGACAGUAAGAACCGUCACUGACAAGUGACAGUAGGAGCCGUCACUGACAAGUGACAGUAAGAGCCGUCACUGACAAGUGACAGUAGGAGCCGUCACUGACAAGUGACAGUAGGAGCCGUCACUGACAAGUGACAGUAGGAGCCGUCACUGACAAGUGACAGUAAGAGCCAUCACUGACAAGUGACAGGGCUGUACACGAGAGAGAGAGAGAGAGAGAGAGAGAGAGAGAGAGAGACAAGCCCACCGGAUGUUCCUCUGACGCAUCACCAUGACAACGCGAUGCAAAGUCUCCGAGCCGUGCCUGAGCGACACGGCCCUGGGGUUCAUCGUGCUGGGCACGGUCCUGGUCCUCCUCUCCUUCUUCUGGCCGGCCGACCCCAACUACACGCUGGACAUGUCCGUCUCGGCCCAGCAGAACGAGCAGCAGGCCCUGGCUCACCAGCGGCUCAUGACGACCCUCUACUCCAUCGCCGUGGUCGGCAUGGCUCUGGUGCUCAUCGGCGCGUGCAUCGUGUCCGGCCUGCUCACCCACAUCCUGCUGGCCAAGGAGUGCCAGGGUAAAAAAACCCAGGCGGCGCCCGUCGCUCAGCAGGUGACCUAUGACCUGGACGUGCCGAUGAACAGCAGGUCAGUGAGCUGGGGCGGGGCCGGCAACCAACCGGUCCACGCCUACUACAGCAGCAACAGGGAGCUGGAACAAAACCUGGUCAGGUCGGAUGAGCUGGAGAUGAAUCGGUAUUUUUCUUCGGUGAAACCGUACGGGACGUUGGGAAAUUGAGGUUUGUAUAACAGUGUUUC
Molecule: messenger RNA, 1354 nt
Organism: Physella acuta
Lineage: Eukaryota; Metazoa; Mollusca; Gastropoda; Physidae
Source: RefSeq, a predicted model, not a curated record